This is a messenger RNA of Hyalella azteca, 759 nucleotides long. Its product is annotated as receptor-type tyrosine-protein phosphatase C-like. The coding region runs from base 1 to 759 and encodes 252 amino acids. The transcript has 7 exons. Gene Ontology annotation, biological process: protein dephosphorylation. NCBI's taxonomy places the organism in Eukaryota, Metazoa, Arthropoda, Malacostraca, Amphipoda, Hyalellidae. The record is from RefSeq and is a predicted model, not a curated record. Gene Ontology annotation, molecular function: protein tyrosine phosphatase activity.
AUGGUGACAAAGAAACAGAAGUUUUUACAAGACGCCGUCGGCAGCGUGCGCUUCAUCGCGUGCCAGGGACCGAAGCCUGGGACUGUGUCGGACUUCUGGCACAUGGUCUGGCAGGAGCAAGUAAAAAUUAUUGUCAUGUUAACGAACUGCUACGAAGGUAGUGAGGCAAAAUGUGCUACGUACUGGCCGGAGGAUGUGAAGUCAUCGUUCGUGGCAGAAAAAUAUAUUGUUACUCUACUGGCUGAGGAGGAAGGCUCGGACUACACACAGCGCAAACUCCUCCUGCAAAACGAACCAAGACCUGCCAGAGAAAUCGUGCAGCUGCACUUCACGUCGUGGCCGGCUCACGGUGUCCCGACCAGCGAGGCGGGACUGUUGAGGCUCAUCUGCAGCGUCAAGGAACUGGUCGGGAACUUUGAAGUUCCUCAAGCCUCGAUCGUUGUGCACUGCAGGACGGGCACCUUCAUCGCGCUGUGGAACCUCCAGCAGCAGCACCAGCGGGGCGCCCCCAUCGACAUCGACGCGACCAUCCUCAAGAUCAGGGAAGACCGCAACUUGCUCGUACAGUCUAAGGAGCAGUACCUGUACAUCUUCAAAUGCUUUGCAGAAUACUUGCGCUCACAUGAGAUCUUCGACGAAUAUGGGAGCAAUAGUUUGGCGACAACGAGCGGCGAUGUGAGGGUAGUUCCCAGCUCGAACUCAACUGAACCCGACGAUGAAGCAGAGUGUGCUGAAGCCUUGUUGAAAAUGGAGGUCUGA